CGGCGGCUUCCAGUGUCUCCGUGUCGGCUGGCCAGAGAGCACAGAAGGGAUUGAGUUUCUGAAACUUUGCACCAAAAACACACACCGGUAUGCUGCUGCGAGGUGGCGUUUGCGUGGCACUUUUCUCCCUUUUGAACGCACCUUUUGCGUUGGCCUUCAACCUGGACACCAACCAUGUGAUCAGGAAAGACGGAGAGCCCGGCAGUCUGUUCGGAUUCUCUCUCGCUAUGCACUGGCAGCUCAACCCGGACAAACGAAUGUUGUUGAUUGGUGCCCCCCGAGCCAGAGCUUUGGGGAAACAAAAUGCCAACAUCACUGGAGGACUUUAUAAAUGUGACAUGAACUUCUCUCCUGAUUGUGAGCGUGUUUUAUUUGACAGCGAAGAGGAUAUCCAAGUUGAGAACAAGGAGAACCAGUGGAUGGGGGUCACGGUACAGAGUCAAGGACCUGGGGGAAAGAUUGUGACGUGCGCUCACCGCUACCAAAGGCGCAUGUUUGUGAACACGCCCCAGGAGGCCCGUGACAUCACCGGCCGCUGCUACGUCCUGAGCCAAGACCUGACCAUCGACGAGUCGUCGGACGAGGACGGCGGCAACUGGAACUUCUGCGAGGGCAGGGCCAGAGGACACGAGAUGUUCGGGUCGUGUCAGCAGGGUCUCGCCGCCACUUUCACCAAGGACUACCAUUACCUGGUGUUCGGAGCGCCUGGAGCGUACAACUGGAAAGGCAUCGUACGGGUGGAGCAAAAAAACAACACCCUGUUGGAGAUGGGCGUGUAUGACGACGGGCCUUAUGAAGUGGGCGAUGAGCUGGUCUUGAACCCAGAGCUCGUACCUGUACCUGCCAACAGCUACCUCGGAUUCUCUCUGGACUCUGGACACAGCAUCACCAGGAGGCGUGGCUUAACGGUGGUGGCUGGCGCGCCCAGAGCCAAUCACAGCGGAGCCGUGCUGCUGCUGAGGAAAGAGAAACAAGGCUCGAACCGACUUGCAGUGGACCACACCCUGCACGGGCCCGGGCUGGCGUCCUCUUUUGGAUACGAUGUGGCCGUAACAGACCUAAAUGGGGAUGGAUGGCAGGACAUAGUCGUGGGAGCGCCCCAGUUCUACAUGAAGGACAAAGACAUCGGAGGGGCCGUUUACGUUUACAUCAACCAGGCGGGACGAUGGCGAGGCGUCGCUCCCGUCCGUCUCAAUGGGACGAGAGACUCCAUGUUUGGCCUGGCGGUGGAGAACAUUGGAGACGUCAAUCAAGACUCUUAUCAAGAUAUCGCCAUCGGAGCACCUUAUGAUGACGGCGGUGCCGGAAAGGUCUACAUUUAUCAUGGUUCUGCACAGGGAAUAAACACACGCCCGGCUCAGAUUAUUUCCGGCAAAGAUUACAACAUCCGACUGUUUGGCUAUUCUCUGGCAGGGAACAUGGACCUGGACAGCAAUUCUUAUCCAGACCUCGCCGUGGGCUCUCUGUCAGACUCGGCACUCAUUUACAGGGCAAGACCAGUCAUUAGUAUCCACCGAGAUGUCAAAAUCUCCCCACGGGAAAUUGACCUGACAAUAAAGAACUGUGGAAACAACAUCUGCUUCACUGUGGAUUCUUGCUUCAGCUACAAGGCAAACCCCGCAUCUUACAAUCCAAGAAUAACUCUCGGCUAUUCUGUGGAGGCGGACGGAAUGCGCCGGAAACAAGGGUUGGUCUCGAGAGUCGUGUUUUUGAACAAAUCUGACUCGGAAACAGAACACCAGUUUAACGGCACCUUGGACCUCCGAGGACAAAAGCAGGAAACGUGCAUUAAGAUAAAAGCCAAGUUGAAGGACAACAUUAAGGAUAAGAUGCGAAGCAUUCCCAUGGAGGUUUCCGCACAUAUAGUUGGUACCAAGCGACAUAAGGCAAAGAGCGGCCUCCCGCCGCUGAUGCCAAUUUUGGACUCUUCUCAGUCGAACAAAGAAACCGUUGAGGUGAAUUUUGUCAAGGAAGGAUGCGGAAGUGAUCAUGUUUGUCGCAGUAACCUGAUGAUGGACUACAAAUUGCUGUACAAGCAAAGCAAUCAAGACAUUUACUCGCCUUUGCCCACAAGGGACAACGUGUCUGUGUUUCAUCUGACUUACGAGAGGAAGGACUUGGCUUUGCGGCUGACCGUCAGCAACGUGAACGGCGAUGAUGCCUAUGAAGCCAAGCUGAUGGGCUCGUUCCCCGACACGCUGUCGUAUUCGGGCGUCCGCUCACAUCGCAGCACGAUGGACAAGCAGAUCAUAUGCGUCGCGAAUCAAAACGGCUCUCAGGCCGACUGCGAGGUCGGCAACCCAUUUAAGCGGGGAUCCCAGGUGACAUUUUACAUCAUCCUGAGCACCACGGCGAUGACACUGGAGACCGCGGAGAUUGAUAUCGACCUGCAGCUCCAAACAACCAGCGUACAAAAUUUGGCCCGGGUGAGAGUCAAAGCCAAAGUGAUGAUUGAAUUGCCAUUGUCGGUGACUGGGGAAGCCAACCCUAAUCGGGUUUCGUUUGGCGGAGUUGUGAGAGGAGAGAGCGCCAUGAAGACUGAAGAGGAGAUCGGCAGUUUGGUCAAUUACACAUUCAGAAUCAACAACUUGUGGGACGCCCCCGUCAAAUCGUCGCUGCACAUUCAGUGGCCCAAAUCCAACAACAAUGGCAAAUGGCUUUUGUACCUGGUGAAAGUGAACGCUAAAGAAGGCCUGCAUGACGUCAUUUGCACACCAGAGUUUGAAAUCAACCCUUUAAAACACAUCCAGGAGAGUUCCGCACUCAGGACAAAGCGUGAAAUUUCAGCGAAAAAAACAAGAGGCAAGAAUUGCUCACUCUCAGACAAAAAUAGAAUUUUGGCAUGUGGGAAAGAUUUGCAGUGUGUGCUGCUUAAGUGCCCCCUGCAUGGACUCGACGGGUCGACAGUGGAACUCAGAGCUCGUCUGUGGAACUCAACCUUUCUGGAGGAUUACACUUCCCUUUCGUCCUUGGACAUCAUUGUGAGGGCUUCACUGGUGCUCCACACUCAGUCCACAAACAUGAUCCUGAAAACUCCUGACACUGACGUGAUGCUUACAGUGUUCCCUGAGAGUGCAGUGGCCCAGUAUGGUGGCGUCCCCUGGUGGAUCAUCGUGGUCGCUGUUCUGGCAGGGAUCUUGAUUUUGGCAUUGUUGGUCUGUCUGCUGUGGAAGUGUGGCUUUUUCAAACGCUCCAAGCAGGAGGACGCCAUUCCUCAGUAUCAUGCCGUGCGGAUCCGGAAGGAUUCUUCUCACUACGAAGACGGCAAAGUCAAGUUGGAUGCCUUUGAGAAGAAGCCGUGGAUGACAAUGUGGGUUGACAAUGAAAGUUACUCCUGAGUCAGGGACAACAAAUUGGUCCUGAAGUGGACUUGAAUGCACAAUCAAAUGACGAUCCAAUACAAGAGCUGUAGUCUACGUUAACAAAGACAAUAAAUAAUGCGCAAUUAUCUUUGUUGAGGCAGAAAUUUUAAUACGGCUCGUUGUAUUGGAUGUCCAAGCCUUUGCGAUGUCAAAUAUUUUUCUUCAUGCGUUCACCAGGAAUCGGUAGUCUUUCUACACCGCACAAAUGAGUUUUCGACAUGGAUUUGUAACUUUUGUAUAUAUGUUUUAUGCACAUUGUAUAUUUAUUUUUUGAUAAAUCAUGUUUGAUGGAGCCAAAGAUGUUCAGUCUUUUGUGUGAAAUGGACUGACGUACAUUUGAAAAUGAACUACUGAUCCGAUGUAGUGGUACUGUCUCAAAACCUUGCAGAAUUUAAAAAAAAAAAAAAAAACUAUGCACAGAUGGGACACUUGACUUUUUGUAUGUAUUGUAUUAAAGUACUUUUGUAAAAAAAAUUUUUUAAACAUCAAACAUCACAGGCGACUCACCUCUGAAUAAAUGUUUGCUUGUUUUAUAUUUUUAGGGUAGCAUCGUCACUGAAAGUCAUUCUUCAUGUGAAACUAAAAGGAUGUAGCAAAAUGUCCCGAAUUAGAUUAUUUCAUAAUGUAAAUGUUAAAUUGUCAACUGGAAUAAAAAAUAUUUUUCAAAAUUGGACUUUGCCGCUAUUUUAUUUUUUGCAUUGACGAUGCUUUACCUACAUCUGCUCAACACAUUUACACAUGCGUUAAUAAAACUCAUGCUAAAACUAUGCCGGUAAAUUCACAAGUCGGCCUGAAUACAGUUCACAGCCUGACGAUGUAGUGAUUCACUCACCUGAUGACUGUCCAAUGUCAGUCAGUGUUAAUGGUUGCAGUUCUCCAUCUGCCCAGUAAUUUGAUUUGUGAAUGUGUUUGUAACUUAAAUAUCCUGUAAGUGACCAUUAUUUUUUUAUCAAUUUAUUUUAUUCAUCCAAAAAUAUCUUAUUAAAACAUUGAUUUGAUAUUUGGAACAUUGACAUGAAGAGAGAUAAGGUCUUAGAAAAAAACAAACUUGAAAAUCAAGCGUCCUGGAUGAUACCUGACAA
Molecule: messenger RNA, 4444 nt
Organism: Hippocampus comes (tiger tail seahorse)
Lineage: Eukaryota; Metazoa; Chordata; Actinopteri; Syngnathiformes; Syngnathidae
Gene: itga6a
Product: integrin, alpha 6a
Exons: 25
Coding region: 90-3338 (1082 amino acids)
Biological process (GO): cell-matrix adhesion; leukocyte migration; cell-cell adhesion
Cellular component (GO): integrin complex; external side of plasma membrane
Molecular function (GO): integrin binding
Source: RefSeq, a predicted model, not a curated record